CAACCUGUACUAUUAGACAUAAAACAUGGCCUCUGUAUUUUUGGGAGUCUAUGUCGCUCUGUACGACUAUCAGGCUCAGAACGAUGAGGAGCUUUCCAUACAGGAGAAUGAUCUUCUUUAUCUUCUCGAAAAAUCCGAUAUAGAUGACUGGUGGAAAGUGAAAAAGAGAGUCGUCGACGCAGACGUCGAAGAACCCUCAGGGCUGGUUCCCAGCACCUACAUCGAGCCGGCAAAGGUGAUAGGUCAUGCUACAGCCUUGUACGACUAUGAUAAACAGACAGAAGAAGAGCUUUCUUUCACUGAAGGAACCCAAUUCGACGUUUACGAUACGUCUGAUCAAAACUGGACUCUUGUUGGCUCGAAUGGUCAGCAAUUCGGAUUUGUGCCUGCUAAUUACAUAGAGAUGGGACAGACUCAGCAGCCUACCUCUCAAGUGCCACAGGUGUCUUCUUAUGGGUCUAAUAGCGCUCUGAAAGACUUCCCUCCUCCUCCGCAGAAAGCCGACUUACGUCAAGACAGAGCUCCAUCGAUCGAAUCUCCUGCUCCACAGAUGCCUGUCAGACCAAAUCUCACCGGGUCUGCGCCUUCUCCAGACGAGGAAGCGCCUCCUCCAAUGCCUUCCAGACCGAGAAGCAGCACCGUUAAUUCCAGAAGAAGCGUGGUUUCCGAUACCUAUGCGGAGUCUCGGUAUUCGGAUGGUGCGCCGACCACUCAGGAGAACGAUGCAUUCGUGAAGGACGACUUUUUCACCUGGACGGUUUAUGAAAUUGACGGUAGGAAGAAAAAGAAGGCCACGUUUGCAAUUGGCAACUCGUCGAUUUUUAUCACCCCUAGUGGAUCAUCGGAUUCUAGAGAUUGGAGCAUCAACGAUUUGAUCAAUUACAGCCAUGAGAAGAAACAUGUGUUUCUAGAUUUCAAGAAUCCAAGUGCUUCUUAUGAGUUACAUGCCGGAACGAAAGAUUCCGCCGAGGCCAUUGUGUCAAUCUUGGGCGAUCUCAAGGGCAUGGCCUCUAUGAGUGCCCUGAAAGAUGUCAAGGAGGCAUCAAUUCCCAAUACGAAGAAACAAGGAAAGAUCAUAUACGACUUCGAGGCCGCCUCUCCGGAUGAGCUUACUUGUUUUGAGGGUGACACCGUCAACAUUAUCAACGACAAAAAGAGCAAGGACUGGUGGAUGGUGCAGAACGCAGAAACCGGAGAACAAGGCGUGGUCCCUUCAAACUAUGUCAAGGUUAUCAGUCCAAGCUCUGGAUCUGCUGCGGCAGCUGGUCUGAGGUCUCUUUUUUCCAGAAAAGGCUCCUCCUCGUCUUUGAGUCCUAAGAAGAAACGUGCUGAGAAGGAGAGGAAAAAGGAGGCAGAAAGAGAAUUGGCUAUUGAAAGAGAGGAAUUGGAAAGACAGAGACGCCGCCAACAACGCAAAGAGAGGGAGCUUAGAGACCGUUCUGAAAGAGAGAGAAUCAGAAAAGCGGACGAAAGGGAAAGAGAAAAAAGAGCCAAAUCCGGGUCUAAGCACAAGGACUCCUCAAAGCCCAAUCCUUACCGUGUUCGUACUUGGAUCGACAGAUCUGGUGCGUUCAAGGUUGAGGCCGAAUUUCUGGGAUGUUCUGAUGGUAAGAUCCAUUUGCAUAAAGUGAAUGGUGUCAAGAUCGCUGUUGCUGCUCAGAAGUUGUCUGUUGAGGACUUGGAGUUUGUGGAAAGAAUUACAGGUAUGUCCCUGGAGUCUUACAAGGACAAAAAGCCAUCACCUCCUCAACGAUCAGAGCCUGCUCCAGCUGUGACUGCAGCUCCAGAAAAACCUAAGAGCUCAGCAAUACCUUUCAAUGAAAAAUUGUAUGAAUUUUGGUUCGACUUCUUUGUCACUUGUGGCGUGGACGCAAACGUCUGUGAUAAGUAUGCGAGAAAUUUCACUACAGAGCAGAUGGACGAGGCCAUCAUGGCAGACAUCGAUGCUCCUUUGAUGAGGACACUUGGACUUAAAGAAGGAGACAUCUUGAGAGUUAACAAGUAUUUGGAUAAUAAGUUCAACCGCAAGCCAGAGCCUCUCUCGACUCAGCCAACUAAUGGCGGCCUUUUCAGUACCAAUGACGGCUCGUUGAAGACUAACAAGGCAAAUGCAUCGACAGACUCUGUAAACGGCCAAAAUCUGAAGCAGCAAUUUGAGGACGACGCCUGGUCGCUGAAACCCGCUGCUAAGACGGGCGAAUCCAAGACUGUGACGCCACAGCUCACCGGGUCGAUCCAGGACUUAGUCAACAUCAAGCCAAUGGAACCAACGAAGAGUGGCGUUACCGACUCUUCAUCUUCAGGUCCUGCGCCUCAAAAGCCUGCUUCGACAGGUUCGACCAGCACCCUUCCAACUGUUACUCCUCAGAAGACUUCUGGCACUCUGAACCCACAACUGACAGCCAUGCAGACAGGCGCCUUGAUGGCAAUGCCUACAGGUUUCAUGCCUAUUACCAUGGUUCCUAUGCUUACAGGACAACCCACAGGCUUGAUACCUUUGCAACCAACAGGAAAGAUCAUUCCACCCACUACUUUUGCUCAAAAGACCGGAGGCGCCAUGCCAGCCACUACCUUUGCUCAAAAGACAGGUGGUUUCAUGCCUGUGACCACUUUCGGUUCUCUUGCUCAGCCUCAGCCCACGGGAGGUUUGGUGCCUCUGCAGCCAACGGGUCUGGUGAUUAACAAGACAGGAGGAAUGCAAAGAACUGGAGGUAAUCUGGUGCCUUUGCAGACCAGCUUCCCGGCUAUGCAGGCUACUAUGAGAACUGGCGGUUUGAUGGGUCAACCAACAGGUGCUUUUGGCCAGCAGACGCUCAUGCCAAGCGGUGUGAUGGGACAGCAGACCGGGUUUCAGAAUGGUGGCUUGAGCCAACCAGCUGGUUUCCAAUCCGGAUAUCAGCCAGGUUUCCAACCAGGCUUCCAACCAGGCUUUCAACCAAGCUUGCAAACCGGUCUUCAGACUGGAACAUUGCCUACACAGCCUGCCGGAUUGCAAAAUGGGCUGACCGGUCAACGUACUGGCUUUGUUCCUCAGAGCCAAUUCGGCAUGAACCAACUCAGCAACAUGUUUGCGCAAACUUCGCUCGGUGGCCCAACAGGUACGAAUUACAUGAACACGGGCCUGAAUAUGAACGGUAUGAAUGCUGGAUUCAACACCAUGUCCAACCCAGCUGCGAACUUCAGCACGGGCAUGAAUAUGAAUGGCAUGGGCCAGCUCCCACCAACCAGCUUCAAUUCUUCGUUCAAUGAGCCUUUAACGUCGCAGCCAACUGGAGUGGGCUUUGGCAAUGCCCCUUCCACAUCUUUUGGGCUGCAAAGUCAACCUACUGGCAAAAGAGCCAAUUUGGCUAAUGCUACCGCAGAUAAUCCGUUUGGAUUUUAAAAGUUCUAUAAGUACAAUUAGUCAAUUCGUAUACACUUCAAAGCCGAAAUAAAUAGAGAAAAUUCAAGCUGGUGGAUAUUUAAAAGGAUCAGUGUUUGACUGAGGCGGCCGCAGCAGCAGCUGCCACAGCGGCUGCUGUGGCCUCAGAGUCGUCGGUCAACCCUUCGUCUUUGGACUGCACGUCAUUUCCAUCUGGGAGGAACUCGAUAGGUUCUCCGUUGGCGUUGAACAGGUGAUUAGGAAGCGACCCGUAAAGCCAGAAUAAACCUUUGUUUUUCUUGAUCCGGUAAUUCUCCAGCAGCCGAACAACAUCUUCUUCCGUGACGCCAGGGUUCCGUUUAGCCUCACUCUCAAUGAAUUCGAUCACCUUCUUUCUUCUCUGAGCACUUUUGGCAAUCCUUCCACGUCUCCACCUAGUACCGUACCUUCUUUCGAGCGAUUUCAACGGUUCCUGAUUUCUGUAGCCUAUAUUCCACUCCUCCCAAAGAUCCUGGACGGAUUUUGCUCUAGAAUUGAGAUCGACCUCGGGCAAGUUGGCGUCGUUCGAGUACGACUUCCCUGAAUGGUCCAGCUCGUCAUCUUGCAAAGAUUCUGACAUGGUCUUUUGUUUUUUGACGGCACCGAGAGAAUCCUGCUCUAAUCCAUGUUUCGGAAGACCGUUCUGUGCCUGCUGUGCGACCUGGAACAUCAUCAGUCUUGCAUCAAUAUCUUUCGCCGAUAUCUUUGAAUCACCUCCAUUUUGUUGUUGGUUGGACUCGUACGUAUCUGAGAGCGUGGCAGCAAGAGUUGCAAUGGAGCCAGCCUUAUUCCUCAGCUCUGCCAAAGAGUUUGAAAUGGAGUCGAAUGAGGUGGCAAUCGAUUCCGACAAAUCUUUGAGUUGGGUCAAGAAAAGUGUGUUGAGGUGUUCCGACGUGUUAGGCACGUUGGGCUGCGCAAUCCUUUCGUCUUCAUUCGACAUUGUUUGUUUAUGUUUUCAGUAGUCCCGUCGAUAGUCGAAUUGAAGAAAUAAUACCAGUUGAUGGUAGCGUGUUGAAACAAGUUUGUUUGUGACUGCUUUGCAAGCUAUAACGAUGAUGACAAACAGCUA
Molecule: messenger RNA, 4469 nt
Organism: Ogataea polymorpha
Lineage: Eukaryota; Fungi; Ascomycota; Pichiomycetes; Pichiales; Pichiaceae
Exons: 1
Coding region: 26-3382 (1118 amino acids)
Molecular function (GO): protein-macromolecule adaptor activity; ubiquitin binding; identical protein binding
Source: RefSeq, a predicted model, not a curated record